CAAUUAAGAUUAGAGUGCAGAUAAGUAGGAGUAAAACUAUGUCGUCCCGUAGAUCGGACAAAAAUGAUGGAUUAACGGACUGUUAUCCUGAGCCUUAUACCAAAAUCCCGCCUCAACCAACGGAGAAAAAACCAGGACAGCUCCCGCUAGAGCAAAUCAAACAAUUUUUCGAAGAGGGCUACAUUGUUGUCGAGAAUUUCUUCAGCAAGGAUGAGCUACAACCUUGUCGUGAUGCCAUAAACGAGAUGGUGGAGUUACUGGCGAAUAAGCUUUAUGAGGCUGGGAAGAUCAAACACUUGUUCAAGGAAUAUGGGUUGUUUCAGAGACUUACAAAACUAGAAGAAGAGUUUCCCGGAGCGAACAUCCUUCUCUUUAAGCAUCAAAAGAUACCAAAGGCAUUCCGUGAUUUAUGGUGCAAUGAGCGUUUGUUGAAUCUGAUCGAGCAGCUGAUUGGACCGGAUAUAGCUGGACAUCCGGUUUGGAAUAUGCGCACUAAGACACCGAACAGUAAAGCAAUGGUUGUUCCGUGGCACCAGGACAAUGGGUACUUUAGUGAAGAGGCGUACGAUCACUUGAUUCCAACAGCCUGGAUCCCAUUCCUUGAUGCAAACGAAGAAAAUGGAUGCAUGCAGAUGGCGAGAUUCGGGCAUAAACAGGGAAAGAUGGGAAACCAUACAUGUUGUCAUAGUGACACGUGGUUCAUCGAUUUGUCGGAAGAGGAGAUGAACACAUCUUUAGGGGUCGACACAGAGAAGGAUCUUGUGACUGUUCCAGUUCCUUAUGGUGGAUUUUUGUUAUUUAGUAACACGAUUCCGCAUAGAAGUUUGCCGAAUAAAUCUAAUGACGUCAGAUGGAGUAUUGAUCUACGUUGGCAAUCACCGUUCGAGAAUUACGGCUUUUACGACAUAGCUGAGGGCAUCGUGUUCAGAUCGUCCACUGAUCCGGACGUUAAAAAAGACUGGGACAAGUUUUUAUCCGUCGACAGGAAGGAGGUGUGGCAAAAGAAAUACUUUAAACAGGUUGUUGAAACUGAUCAUUUUGAUACUACGAUAACGGGACCAUGGAUCGGCCGCUGGGAGAUAAAGAAUGAAAACAAGCACACAAAGGCCUUCACGAAAUCUGUGAGCUAAGGGACUGUCACACACAAAAUUGUGGAUACUCUAAUAUAAGCGUAUGUUGGUGUCAAUAUUUUUGUUUAAGCGGAAUUUUAUUGCAAAUGAACAAAUGUUAGUUUUUAAAAAUAAUUUUUGUGUGCGAAUAUUUAUAUUUCCCAGGUGUUUGCAAGAAGUAAGCAUGAGAGAUCGACAUUUACUACAUUUUCAGUAUGGAUAUGUUGAAAUGUUGAAAUAGUAUACUAACAAAAUAGUAUUGUCAAGGAUAUUGGCAUAUUGUCGCCUAGCAACAUUAUUGCCAAACACAUUACAAAUACAUGUAUGUUGUCUAAUCAUUCCUUUAAUUAGUAUUUAUUGCUCAAUUAGAAACAGUGUUAUUUAUUACUUGUUUUAAUAACCAGCCAGUGCAAUAAAUAUAUUUCAAAAUUUUA
Molecule: messenger RNA, 1543 nt
Organism: Ruditapes philippinarum (Manila clam)
Lineage: Eukaryota; Metazoa; Mollusca; Bivalvia; Venerida; Veneridae
Exons: 9
Coding region: 39-1130 (363 amino acids)
Source: RefSeq, a predicted model, not a curated record